UAUUUCUUUCUUCUUAACACAUCUUUCAAUAUUACACUUUCCCCCAAAACUCACUCUUCUUCUCUAAAAAAUCCCAGUCAGAAAAAACCCCCCAAAACAAAAACUUCACUCCUCCUCAUGGCUCCAAUGAACGAGGUUCCAUUCCAUCGGGAAGGUAAACCCCAAAAAACAAAAUUUUUCUAAUCAAUUUCUACCCUUCUUUCUCUUUCCAUUUCACAUCUGCUCGUGUGAACCAAAAUAAAGUACGAAGAACACUGUUUUUGUUAAGCUUAAAUAGCGGGAGAUCAAAAAGGGAAGGCCAUGGAAGGAGGAGGAUCCAGUGGUAGCAGCUGUUCUUUCAUGGCUACUUGUAACAGUACCACCACCACCACCAACAACAACAAUUCUAACACUCCCAUGAUGAUGAUGUUCAAUAGUAAUAAUCCUCAAACAUUGGACGACAACAACAAUAACAAGAUGUUCUUGCCUUUGUCGUGGUCUUCUUCUACUUCCAACAAUAAUAAUAAUGCUCAAACUCAAAGGGUUUCUGCUUUUGUUCCUCAUCCUCAUACUAACAAUAAUGAUGUUCUUACUACUUCAACUUCUAAAGCGAAGAUUAUGGCUCAUCCUCUCUUCCCUCGCCUUCUCGCCGCUUAUGUCAACUGUCAAAAGGUGGGUGCGCCACCAGAAGUGGUGGCGAGACUAGAGCAGGCGUGUGCGGUGGCAACGGGAAGCUGUAGGGCGGCGGGACGUGGGGAUGAUCCAGCAUUGGAUCAGUUCAUGGAGGCUUAUUGUGAGAUGUUAACCAAAUAUGAACAAGAGUUGACCAAACCUUUUAGAGAAGCAAUGCUUUUCUUCUCAAGAAUCGAGUCUCAGCUCAAAGCCUUGGCAGUUCCUUCUGAUGGUUUUGAGUUGGUCAGGCAAAACGAGUGCUCGAAGGAGAUUGAGGUCGAUAUGAACGAUAACUACAUCGACCCUCAAGCCGAAGAGAAGGAACUCAAAGGCCAGCUUCUACGCAAAUAUAGCGGAUAUCUUGGUAGCCUAAAACAAGAAUUUUUGAAGAAGAAGAAGAAUGGAAAGUUGCCAAAAGAAGCUCGACAACAGUUGCUCGACUGGUGGAGUCGACAUUACAAAUGGCCAUACCCCUCGGAGUCGCAAAAGGUGGCGUUAGCGGAGUCAACAGGGCUCGACUUGAAGCAGAUCAACAAUUGGUUCAUUAACCAAAGAAAGCGCCAUUGGAAGCCAUCAGAGGAUAUGCAAUUUGUGGUGAUGGAUGCUGCUCAUCCACAUUACUAUUUGGACAAUGUCAUAUGCAAUCCUUUCUCUAUGGACUGUUCUUCCACUCUUUUCUGAUGAGAUAUGUACCAUUUUAAUAUUGCUUUUGCUUAUGUUAAUUAAUGUCAUUUCCCAUUUUGUUUUA
This is a messenger RNA of Benincasa hispida (wax gourd), 1399 nucleotides long. NCBI's taxonomy places the organism in Eukaryota, Viridiplantae, Streptophyta, Magnoliopsida, Cucurbitales, Cucurbitaceae. The record is from RefSeq and is a predicted model, not a curated record.